Molecule: messenger RNA, 2779 nt
Organism: Myotis daubentonii (Daubenton's bat)
Lineage: Eukaryota; Metazoa; Chordata; Mammalia; Chiroptera; Vespertilionidae
Gene: NOP14
Product: NOP14 nucleolar protein
Biological process (GO): maturation of SSU-rRNA
Cellular component (GO): Noc4p-Nop14p complex; small-subunit processome; nucleolus
Source: RefSeq, a predicted model, not a curated record
GUGUCUCUCAGUCCCCGGCUCAGUUAUCGCGACACCGAGGCGAGGACGGCUUCCUGAUCCCGGCACGUGUCUGCGCUGGGACCCGCUCUCCGCCGGCUGUGCUGGGCUGUAGGCUCGCCUCCUCCGGGUCGGCCAGGCCGUGCGGAGUCGAGCCGCUGCCUUGGGGUGCGGCGAGAGUUGGCCAUGGGGAAGGCCAGGGCGACCGGGGCGCGCCCCAAGGCCCCGGGAGCCCCGGCGGGAGCGCGGGGCGGCCGGGCCAGGCCCAACCCCAACCCGUUCGAAGUAAAAGUCAACAGGCAGAAGUUCCAGGUUCUGGGCAGGAAGACGCGCCACGACGUGGGGCUGCCCGGGGUGUCGCGCGCGCGGGCCAUCCAGAAGCGCACGCAGACGUUGCUGAAGGAGUACAAGGAGCGGGACAAGUCCAACGUGUUCAUAGACAAGCGCCUCGGGGAGUACAACAGCCACGUCAGCGCGGAGGAGAAGAUGAUGCGGAGGUUCGCUCUGGAGCAGCAGCGACAACAUGAAAAAAGAAACAUCUACAACCUCAACGAAGAUGAAGAGUUAACUCACUACGGCCAGUCCUUGGCCGACAUCGAAAAGCUGAACGACGUUGUCGACAGUGACAGCGACACUGAGGAGCGAGGAACGCUGUCCGCCGAGCUGACGGCGGCCCAUUUCGGAGGCGGAGCGCUCCCUCGUGAGAAGCCCUCCCAGCAGCCAGGCCCGGAGGCAGCGAGGCCCAGGUCCCACAAAGAGCUCAUCGAGGAGCUCAUCGCCAAGUCCAAGCAGGAGAAGCGGGAGAGGCAGGCCCAGCGGGAAGAUGCCCUGGAGCUCACAGAGAAGCUGGACCGCGACUGGAGGGAGAUCCAGAGCCUCCUGGCCCGCCGGGCGCCCCAGGCCCAGAGCAGACGCCAGGAGAAACCCCAGCCUGACGCCUACGACCGGGCCGUGCGGGAGCUGGGCUUCGAGAUGAAGGCGCAGCCCUCGGACCGGAUGAAGACGGAGGAGGAGCUGGCCAGGGAGGAGCAGGAGCGGCUCCGGCGCCUGGAGGCGGAGAGGGUGCGGAGGAUGCUGGGGGCGAGCGAGGACCAGGACAGCAAGCGGCCUGCACACGUGUCUGCAGACGACUUAAACGACGGAUUCGUGCUGGACAGGGAUGACCGGCGUCUGCUCUCCUACAAAGACGGAAAGAUGAACGUCCAGGAAGCACAAAGCGGGGAAGCCAGUAACGGUGGGGACGAGGAGGACGAGGAGGAGGAGGAGGGAGAGGAAGAGGAGGGCGAGGAGGAUGCAGAGGACAGCGGCGGCUCCGACAGCCACUCAGACCUGGAAUGCAGUGUGGAGAGCGAGGAGGAGAGCGAGCAGCCAGAGCAGGAGCCGCGGCCACCGCCUGGGGGGAGGUCAACAGGCCAUGGUCAGGAAGCUCGGGACGCCGCCAGGACUGAGCUGCCCUACACGUUUGCAGCUCCCGAGUCCUCUGAGGACCUCAAGUCUUUGCUGGCGGGAAAGCCCGUGGAGGAGCAGCUGCUGGUGGUGGAGCGGAUCCAGAAGUGCCACCACCCCAGUCUCGCCGUGGGGAACAAGGAGAAGUUAGAGAAACUGUUCGGCUUCCUUCUGGAAUACGUGGGCGAACUGGCUACAGAGGACCCACCAGACCUCAGAGUGAUUGACAAGUUGGUUGUGCAGCUGUACAACCUCUGCCAGAUGUUUCCUGAAUCUGCGAGCGAGUCCGUGAGGUUUGUGCUCCGAGACGCCAUGCACGAGAUGGAAGGGACGAUCGAGGCCAAGGGCCGGGCUGCAUUCCCGGGGCUGGACGUGCUCAUUUACUUGAAAAUUGCUGGGAUGCUGUUCCCGACCUCUGACUUCUGGCACCCCGUGGUGACGCCCGCGCUGGUGUGCCUGAGCCAGCUGCUUACCAAGUGCCCCGUGCUGUCCCUCCCGGACGUGGUGAAGGGCCUGUUCGUGUGCUGCGUGUUCCUGGACUACGUGUCCCUGUCGCAGAGGUUCAUCCCCGAGCUGGUCAACUUCCUCCUGGGCAUCCUGUACAUAGCCACCCCCAACCAGCCAGGUCCAGGUUACGCUCUGGUGCACCCUUUCCGACCUCUGGGGAGGAACUCGGAGCUGCUCGUGGUGUCUGACGAGGGGGACGCGGCCACGUGGCAAAGGAGAAGCCUGUCCCUCCACUGGGCGAGCGCACGGCACGCCCAGACCGAGACGGAGGCCAACCACGCCAGGCUGUCCUGCCUGGCCGUGUGUCUGGCUCUGGUGAAGCGCUGUGUGCUCCUGUACGGCGCGCUGCCCGCCUUCCACGACAUCACGCGGCCCCUCAGAGCCCUCCUGGCGCAGCACCUGGCCGGCAGCAGCCACCCCCACGAGCUGCAGGAGCUGUGUCGGAGUGCGCUGGCCGAUAUGGAGGCCCAGGAGAGGCGCUACCAGCCCCUGGUCUGCGAGAGGAGCAAGCCUGUACCCCUGAAGCUGUUCACGCCCCGGCUAGUCAAAGUGCUGGAGUUUGGAAGGAAGCAGGGCAGCACCAAGGAGGAGCAGGAGCGGAAGAGGCUGAUCCACAAGCACAGGCGGGAGUUCAAGGGCGCGGUGCGGGAGAUCCGCAAGGACAACCAGUUCCUGGCCCGCAUGCAGCUCUCGGAGAUCAUGGAACGGGAUGCGGAAAGGAAGCGCAAAGUGAAGCAGCUUUUCAACAGCCUGGCCGAGCAGGAGGGUGAAUGGAAGGCUCUGAAGAGGAAAAAGUUCAAAAAAUAAACGGUUUUUAUCUUGGCAGGGA